This is a messenger RNA of Caenorhabditis elegans, 1483 nucleotides long. RefSeq names its product AB hydrolase-1 domain-containing protein (gene Y71G12A.4). Lineage: Eukaryota; Metazoa; Nematoda; Chromadorea; Rhabditida; Rhabditidae. The transcript is spliced from 7 exons. The record is from RefSeq and is marked reviewed. The coding region runs from base 33 to 1439 and encodes 468 amino acids.
AGUUUAUUUCUGAUUUAUUACAAAACAAAACAAUGAUUUAUCCGAAGAUGAGAAAUUUCAAGCGCGGAGCCAAGAAAGAACGUAAAACAGCCGGUCUAUGCACAGAACUUCACCUAUCCGUCGCCACUGGUCCCAAUGGGGAGAAUACGAUGUCUGCCACGUUGGCACCGGAAGACUACGCAACAAUCGUCUCAAAUCUGCAAUCAGCCGUAUGUCUAAACGUGGCACACCGUGUCGCGUGUCCGGCUCACGAUUCGAAAUUGUGGAGUGACGUCAUGCAGAAGAGCUUCUCGAUUUGGAAGAUCAUUUCAAGAAUUUUGCUGAUCAUUGUGUCGAUCUUCUUCGUCCUGCUGCCACCGUAUCCGCCAAAGUUGUUCAGGAAAAUUGUGUUUUGUAGUCCGCAGAAAGGACGAUACUAUUACCUGAUUGCGGCUAAAGGAACAAAACGUAAAGCAUGCUUCCAAGCCAGCGAGGCCGAUGGUUACGAGCAUCUUUCGAUUAGUCUUCCACAAAUGAUCAAGCCGAAGGUCCGAGCAAUCGACGUAUUCUAUCACCUGCUCCGCUGUAAAGUGUUCACUUUGCCAUACGACGAGAAGCACAAGAUUUGUGCGAUGGAGCUGUAUUGUGAGCAAUCGAUUCGAUGGCUGCAUCGGGAUAAGAAUCGGCAGAGACUCCGUUCCCCCAACCUCAUCAUCUUCUCGCAACCCAACUCCUCGGACCUUGGCUGCUGCUUGAUGAUGGAUCCAAACUUUGCGGAUAUCGCUGACUUUCUUCAGUGUGAUCUUUUGAUCUACGACUAUCCCGGGUACGGUGUCAGCGAGGGAACGACAAAUGAGAAGAAUGUCUACGCUGCUGUGGAGGCGGUGAUGAAGUACGCGAUGGGCACGUUGGGCUACUCACAGGACAAGAUCAUUCUCAUUGGAUUCAGUUUGGGCACGGCGGCGAUGGUUCAUGUUGCCGAGAUGUAUAAGGUUGCCGCAGUCGUGCUCAUUGCACCAUUCACUUCGUUCUUCCGAAUCGUGUGCCGCCGCCCAUCGAUAAUCCGCCCGUGGUUCGACAUGUUCCCAAGCUUGGAAAAGUCCAAAGGAAUUGGCUCACCAACGCUGAUUUGUCACGGAGAAAAGGAUUAUAUUGUGGGACACGAGCACGGUGUAUUGUUGAAGGACACGAUUCCAGACUGUGAGCUGCAUCUGCUCCAGCACGCCAGCCAUCAGGGAAUCUUUUGCGAACGAGAGAUGUGGGAUCGUGUGGAGGCGUUCUUGGGCUCCCGUGUCGGCAUCACCCGGAACUGGAUCGAGCAUUUGCAGUCGGAGACUUCGAUUUCGGUGGUUCCUGACUUUUGUUCAUCGUCACAAGUGAUUUCCAUGUCACGAGAGACCGCAGAGCAUUUUCGUGCGAAGACUCGAGAUUUGGAGCAACAGCAAUCGAACUGUCACUAGUAACUUGAUUUGAAUGAAGGAUUUGAUAAAGAUUUUUAUGUGGU